Molecule: messenger RNA, 1071 nt
Organism: Penicillium antarcticum
Lineage: Eukaryota; Fungi; Ascomycota; Eurotiomycetes; Eurotiales; Aspergillaceae
Exons: 1
Coding region: 1-1071 (356 amino acids)
Source: RefSeq, a predicted model, not a curated record
AUGCCGAUUAAGAAUUACGGUGUGUGGAAGGCAAAGCCUGUAUACUACGAGGUUGAAGAUGCAGUUACGGACGAUAUCAGCCCCCAUUUAUCACUCUACUUCGAUGAUAAAGGGGGCGACCAUUCUGCACGAGAAUUCCGUUCAACCGGUCGGCAUAAAGAAAUUCGUGGGCUCUUCAGAGCCGCAAUCAACAUCAAGUCUAUAGGUAACGAAUCCCGACUUGCCUACUGGGUAAAUCACAACCUCAACAACCAUCCCAUCAUUGAUAGUCUCACCGUCCUACCUUUAGGGUUUGAGCCCCUAGAACAACCAAAGCAGGGCUACAAUGAGCUGGGACUGGACUACAUCCGGAGUAACCUGUUCAAUGUCAAUACUGGUCGUGUUCUACCUCAUGACCAACCAGGUCUCAACAACGACAUGAUCGAUGUCUUGGCACCUGAAGUCAAGCAGGCGAUUGAGCAGAAGGCGGAUAUCUACGUAUUUGGUGCACAAUUUGAGGAUCGAAAAGGCAUUCACGAUGUGCACAUGAAUCAAGGCAAUAUUGGGCGAUUCCAACGCGAUGACGGUGUCUUCCAAGAUGGCUGCCUUUUAAUCAACUACCCAGACUCUGGGAAAUGGGUGGGCGUUUUUAUCGGGUUUGGAUCGCAAUCUGCGCACACAGAUGAUAAUACAGGGCAUGCUAUAGGGUCGGAGACUUGGAUUGACUAUCUCCGCUCAACAGGACGCCGUAAAGAUCUUGUCGAGAAUUCUGUGCAUAUCGACGAGGCUUUCGUUGACUCAAAUGAUCACCGAGCCAGACGUAGAUCAGUCACAAUCUCGAAUCCCACUGGCCACGCGAUGCCUCUGUCUGCAUGGAAAAUUCAAAACUCAGCUGGCCAAUUCCAAGCUUUACCACCUGAUGCAGCUUUGGGUGCUAUGAAAAAGCAAACCUUCGACAUUCCACAUUGCCCUCUCUCGAGCAUCGGUGAUACUAUCACACUGGUGAAUGAUGAAGGACUCAAAGUUGAUGGGGUGAGCUAUCAUGCUCAACCGGGUGGAAUAGAAGGGCAACCGGUUGUUUUCGCUCAUUAA